AAUGAUGGCACUGUUUCAAAGGUAACAAAAUCAAAAAUACUAAUUUCUUGUAGACGGCAUAUAUAUAGAGAACCAGAGUUUCAAUGUGUUGCAUUACUCAGAGAAAAAGAAUGUUAUUUAUUGUCACCAGAGUUGUGUCUUCUGCAGGAGGAACGAAUGUGUAUGCUACGUCAGUACCUUCCAGCUGACACAAUGGACGAAUUGAAUGAGAAACAAUUCAUAGAGAACGUUGAUUUCUUUCCCUUGGUUUGUAAAAUGGCAACAGGCACAAAACCCGAAGAUAUCCAGAAACUGUUUGAAGCUCCCUUGAAAAUCAUCAAAUUGAACCUACAAAAAAUUAUACAUGCAAACAAAUACCAAUUUUGCGCUCUAACUUUGUGCAUUUUAUUUGACGAUGGAUUCAAUGAAGAAUGGCUGGAUUUCAGAGCAGCACCAGAAAAAGAGAAGUACAAAAUUAAAGGCAUUAUUGACGAAUUUGACAUAAAGUUUGAAAAAGAAUUGUUUAGAAAUUAUUUAAAAUCAGGUUUUACGAUAUUAGAUGGUCCCUUUUUAAAACAGACAGGCACGGAAUAUAGAAUAGUACAUGACAUGAUAUAUAAGUUGGCAGCUGUUACCUGUGGACAGGAAUGUACAGAAUGUUUUAUCAAAUAUGCCCCUUCCGGAUUUAUUCGGGAUCUUUUUAUCUUUGAAUCUCUUACAGCAGCUCAAGGAAAUGAUGAUUUAAUUGCAAUAUCGACAUACCAAGAAGAAGAGUUUUUUGAAAGACUGUUACGUGACUUAAAACAUGAUGACAUUACAAGUACAUUCCAUAAUAACCAGUUGGAUAAUCAGUUAUUUAUGGAUGAGUUAAUAGGAUUUUUUGGAAGGAAUAAUGAUGCAAAAUCAGUCUUGAAGAAUCUUGAUUUAAGAGGAUGCAUUUUACAAAAGGACCAUGAUUAUCCAUGUUUUUCUCCGUGUAAGACAGACUGUAAUACAACACCUUUGAUAGAAUCAGCUUCAAGAGGUUACUAUGACAUUGUUCAGUUUCUGAUUGGUAAUGUUAAAUGCAACGUGAAAAACACAGACGGUCGUGGUAGGUCGCCUUUACACGAGGCGUCACAUAGAGGACAUUCAGAUGUAAUUAAAGUAUUAUUAAGGAAUAAAGCUGUUAUCAAUCAGUGUGACAGACGGGGAAAAUCGCCAUUGUAUUUGGCCUGUGAAGGGGGAUACAAAGAAACAGUAAAACUUUUACUACAGUACAAUGCUGAUAUCUCUCAGUGUGACGAAGAUAAACGGUCUCCCUUGCAUGCAGCAUGUGGAGGAGGACACAUGGAUAUAGUGAAAUUGUUACUGAAGGAAAAUGCUGAUAUCUAUCAGUGUGAUAAAUACGAAAUGUCUCCAUUCUAUAUGGCCUGUAAAGGAGGAUAUACAGAUACAGUAGUUUUUUUAUUACAGUACAGUGCUGAUGUCUUUCGAUGUGACAAAAACAAUUGUCCAUUACAUGUGCCAUGUGAAGAAGGGCAUAUGGAUAUCUUUAAACUGUUACUAAAGAACCAUGCAGGUAUCUCUCAGUGUUCUCAGUCCCCUUUGUAUUUUGCCUGUAAAGGAGGGCAUAUUGAUAUAGUGCAAAUAUUACUGCAGUUAAACGCUGACGUCUUGCAGCUUGCCGAAUGCUCUAGUUCUCCAUUGCUUAUUUCCUGUGAAAAAGGACACACAGAAAUAGUAAAUCUUUUACUGCAAAACAAUGCUGACGUCUCCGCCUGUAACACUUCAGGCCUGUCUCCUUUGUAUGUGUCCUGUGAGAGAGGAUAUACAGAAAUAGUAAAACUAUUACUGAAGAGCAAAGCGAAGGUAUAUGAGUCAUGUCAGUGUCACCCAGAUAAAGACUCUCCAUUGCAUGUUGCAUGUGCUAAUGGACAUACAGAAAUUGUGGAAGUGUUACUGCAGUACAAUGCGGAUGUCUCUCUGCGUGACUAUUACGGUAAAUCUCCAUUAUUUGUGGCUAUAAAAGAAGAACAUGAAGAAGCAGUGAAGCUGUUAUUGCAAAACAAAGCUGAUCCCUCUGAGUGUUACAAUGAUGGGUAUUCUCUAUUGUUUAUGGCCUGUCAAAAGGAAUGUGUAUAUAUUGUCGAACUGUUACUGCAGUACUGUGCUAAUGUCAAUCAAUGUAACAUUGAUGGAGAAUCCCCGUUGUUUACGGCCUGUCAGACAGCAAAUAUAGAUAUUGUCACAUUGUUACUGCAGAAAUGUGCUGAUCUCGCUCUGUGUGACAAUGAAGGAACCUCUCCAUUGUAUGUGGCAUGUGAAAAAGGAAGUGUAGAAAUUGUCAAAUUGUUACUUGAAAACAAUGCUGAUCCAUCUCAGUUUACCAAUGAUCAAAUUUCUCCGUUAUUUGUGGCUUGUCUAUAUGAAUAUGAAGAUAUUGUUAGACUUUUACUGAAGUACAGUGCUGAUUCCUUGCAUUGUAACACUGAAGAAGAAUUACCGUUGUAUGAAGCCUGUCAAAAUGAAAAUAUAGAAAUUGUAAAACUCUUACUACAGCACAGUGCUAAUCCCAAUCAGAAUGACAACGAAGGAUAUUCUCUGUUGUUUGCGGCUUGUCAAGCAGACAAUAUAGCUUUAAUCGAAUUGUUACUGCAGCACGGUGCCAAUGUCUCUCAAUGUACCAAUGAUGGGGUGACUCCAUUGUAUGCAGCAUGUGAAUGGGGAUGUACGGAUUUAGUAACAUUGUUACUCCAUCACAAAGCUGAUAUAUCUCGGUGUAACAAUAAUGGAGAAUCUCCGUUGUUUGUGGCCUGUCAAAAACACGAUUUAGAUGUUGUCGAACUGUUACUGCAGUACAAUGCCGAUGUCUCUCUUUGUAACAUUGAUGGCGAGUCUCCAUUACAUGCAGCCUGUGAAGGAGGAUCUAUAGUCUUAGUAAAAUUGUUACUGCAGAACAAAGCUGAUCCCUCUCUGUGUAACAACAAAGGACAGACUCCGUUGUUUGUGGCCUGUCAGAAACUCGAUAUAGAUGUUGUCCAACUGUUACUGCAGUACGAUGCCGAUGUUUCUCUUUGUAACAAUGAUGGUGAGUCUCCAUUGUAUGCAGCCUGUGAAGGAGGAUCUACAGAUUUAGUAAAAUUGUUACUCCAGAACAAAGCUGAUGUAUCUCAAUGUAAUACAAACAGCCAGUCUUCAUUGUAUGUAGCUUGUCAAAAAAGUCAUGUAGAAAUCGUACAACUGUUACUUGCAUGGAAUGCAGAUGUUAGAAUGUGUGAUAACAAUGGUCAUUGUUGAUAUUGCACGUAAAUCACAGUGUGGGGCAAUUGUAAAUCUUUUGGAGAAGAAUCUCCAAUUAAAAGCGUCACAAGUAAGAUGAGCAGUUAGUGCUAGAAAAUAUCAGUUACUAUUUAAGAAUUUCUUUUAAUCAUGGUUUACUAAUUGUAUCUUUUUGCAAAGACCUACAGUAUGUAGAUGAUACAAGUAAUUACGCGCAUACGAGUAAUUGAUUAAAAUAUCUAUGUAGAGUAUUUAUUUGGCAAUAUGUUUGAUGGAAUGUAUGUAAAUGGUUUGGCUAUGUAUGUAGAGUAUGCAAUUGACCAUUAUAUGUAUGGAGUGCAAAACAUCAAUUUGUAUAAAGAUGAAGUGUAUAUAAUUUGUCUGUUUAUGUUUUGAGUGAGUAAAUGCUUUGUUUAUGUAUGUAUAAGAUGUAAAUAAAAAGUAUAUACAUUUGUACUUGAUCAGUACAGAUAUGGACAAUUGUUUUAAACUGUAUUGUUAAUAUUUGUAUGUAGUAAUAGUAAUUGAUCAGUAAAUUUACAGAUCUAACAUUGUUGGGUUGAUGUUUAAACGAGUUGUAUAUAUAUAUAUAGUUCAUAGAAACAGCUACAUAAUGUUCAGCAUAUCGAUCCAGGAAGUGUAUAUAGUUUGUCAUUGUGUAGAUGAAGUGUACUGUGGAUUCAUUUUAUUUUCAUGGGUACCAAUUUUCGUGGAUUGAGGAACACUUGCAUUUUAGUGGAUAUUUGAUUUCGUGGUUUUCAAAAAGUCUGCAUUAAAUCAUACAGCAAAUUUGCAAUUCGUUUACCAUUUAAAUUCGUGGUUUUCAUGUAACUACGAAAUCCACGAAAAUUGGUAUCAAACUAAUAAUAAUGAAUCCACCGUAUGUUAUUUGCUUGUGUGUUAAAUGAAAAAGUUUCUGUACUGUUAAACAUAUGAAUGAAAAGUUUGUAAUUGUUGAGUAUGUUAAUUCAUUUGUUGAUUAGGACAUAUAUUCAUAGGGGGUAUGUAAUAACUUAGUGUAGUCAUGUAGUGUAUACCAUUGGUAAAUGUCGGCAUCAAGUGUUAGCAAUUCGUCAGUAUGUGUAGGGAGUGUAUAUAAAUGAUUGGUGUAUCUAAGAAGUGUUGGUAAUUGAUCAAUAAAUGUACGAAGCGUAUGUCUUUAGUCAGUGUGUGUAUGGAAUACAUGUAUGCGGUCAGAGUAUGCAUGUCCGUAUUUGUUAUUGGUCAGUUAUAAAUGGAUUUUGUAUACUUGGUCAGUAUGAAGUGUAGGUAAUUGGUUAAUAUAUGUAUUGAGUGUAAUGUAUUUUUCAGUUUAUGCAUGGGUUUAUGUCGUCAUCUAGUGUUUAUGUUUAGUGUAUAUAACUGGUCAUUUCAUGCAUGGAGUGAAUAUGAUAGGUCAAUGGAUGUAUGGAGUGUAUGUCAUUGGUCCGUAUAUGUAAGAACUAUAUGAAACGUGUCAGUACAUAUACUUUUACUUUUUUAUUAUACUAUACUUUUAUCUAUUAAUUCAAAUAUUUGUUUAUCUAUUUAUUGUAAAAUACUUUUAUCAGUCUAUUGUAAUUCAUUUUUUAUUAAUUUAUCUGUUUAUUGUAAUAUACUUUAACCAAAGCUGCAAACAGAAUUAUUCGGAAGGGAUAUAGUUACGAUACUAUUGUCAGGUCAUUAAGGAUUGCAUAUUUUGGUAUUAUUAUUGAUUUACUCAUAGGGUCUUUGCAUCGGCAAAAACGCAUUUAUUCUAAAACCAGUUGUUGGCUUGAUACGGGCUAUGUUCUUCUCAUAAAUUUUAUGAUGGUAUGCUACUAAACCCCUAACGGGAGGGAUUGAACUUGAUUUUCAUAUGAUGAAGACAUAAUCUUUCAAUCAGUUUAAUUGAGGUCUCGAGCUGGCAUGUCAGUAUCUGCUAGUAGUCCUUUGUUAAUUUAUGUAUCAUUGUCAUUUUGCUUAGUUUCUUUUGUUACCUAUUCUGACAUCGGACUCUGACUUCUUUUAAACUGAGUUUUACUGUGCGUAUUGCUAUGUUUUUCUUUAUUCUACAUUGGCUAGAUGUAUAGAAGAGGGUCGAGAUCUCGUAAAACAUGUUUAGCCCCGACGCAUGUUUGCGCCUGUCCCAAUUCAGGAGCCUCUGGCCUUUGUCAGUCUUGUAUAUUUUUUAAUUUUAGUUCAUUAAUAUGUUUUUGAGUUUAGUGUGACGUCCAUUUUCACUGAACUAGUACAUAAUUUGUUUAGGGGCCAGCUGAGGACCACCUCCGAGUGCGGGGUUUCUCACUGUGUUGAAGACCAAUUAAUGGCCUUGUUGUCUGCUCUAUGGUCGGGUUAUUUAUCUCUUUGAUAUAUUCCCAAUUUCCAUUCUCAAUUUUAUUUUAUCAGUGUUUUGUUAUAAACAUCAAUUAGUUUAUUGUAAUAAUCUUUAAUCCGAUAAUUGUAAUAUAUUUUAGUUAUUCUAUAGUAAUAUACUUUAGUUAGUUUAUUGUAAUAUACUCUAAUCAGUUUAUUGUAAUAUACUUUAUUGAUUUUAUUGUAAUAUACUUUAAUCAGAUUGUUGUAAUGUACUUUAAUCAGUUUAUUGUAUUUUACUUUAAUCAUUUUAUGUUAUAUACUUUAAUCAGUUUAUUGUCGCAUACUUUAAUCAGUUUAUUGUAAUAAUACUUUAAUCAGUUUGCUAUAAUAUACUUCAAUCAGUUUAUUGUAUUAUACUUUAAUCAUUUUAUGUUAUAUACUUUAAUCAGUUUAUUGAAAUAAUACUUUAAUCAGUUUUUGUAAUAAUACUUUAAUCAGUUUGUUGUAAUGUACUUUAAUCAGUUUAUUGUAAUAAUACUUUAAUCAGUUUUUUGUAAUAAUACUUUAAUCAGUUUGUUGUAAUGUACUUUAAUCAGUUUGUUGUAAUAUACAUUCAUAUGUGUGUGUUCUCAUAAAACAGAUUGCGUUGCAAUAGACACUUUUUAAUGGUAUACACACCUAUCUGUUUGUUGUUAUAUGCAUUUUUUAACGAUAUACCCUAUUGGCCUGUUUGAUGCAAGAGACACUCUGUAUUUUAAAUUUUUUUUAAUAGUAGAUAAUUGAACUAAACAAUUUGUUUGAUUUAACUUUAGUGAACACUAUUGAACUGUACCUUGAAUAAUUUGCCUUGAUUGUUGGAUUUGAACUUGUCAAAUUAAUUAAACAUAUUCCUUUCAAUUCCUGAUAAACAAUUUCACAAUACAUAUAAAUUUAUAUUUUGCAUAUCGUUCGAUUUAGAAAGGUUAAAGUAUUUGAAUUUUACACCACUUUUAAAAUUUUAACAUUUCUUUUGAUUUCAAAUCCAUGUUAACAUUCCUUAUAAAAUGUCUUCUUUUAAUUCAGUUUUCAAUUCUUAAUUUUAUAAUAGAAUGAAUUGUUCGCUGUAAAUACAUUAUAUACUUACGGUUGUUGUAGUUUUGAUUUGACAUGUAAUUGAUUCAUACCAAUUAGAACAUAUUUUGUUUUCACUUUCUGUACAUUUGGACAUUUAUGUACUGUCUGUUGUUACGUUUUAUCUGUCAAACUUUCAAAGAAUUUCACAAAUUUGGCGAAAAAAGCUUUUUCAUGAUAAAAAAAAAAUCCAGUGGAUAGUUUGGAUUAAUUUGUUUCUCCUGGAUAAACUAAUAAUUGAACUUUUUGACAGUAAAAAUUGAAAAAAAAGUACGGGGUUUAAGAGUUAAAGACCUCAAUAAAUUUGUUAAGCCUUUUUUAAAUGAAAUCAAACUUAUAUCUAAAAAGUAUUAUAUUCGCUUUCUAUAUUUUACAACAAUUCUGAGGUUAACUUUUAAUAUCAGAUAUAAACAAAUAUUUGAUAUUUUCGAAUUACUGAGGAUUUUUUUUUACACAAGUAAUAAAUACAUAAGCUGUACUUAGAAAACUUUCCGAAACUGUAGAACUUUAAUGUUCUUCAACUAAGAACUUUUUUUGGCUUUUUAAGGUUUUUGAUUUGAGAGUAACUGAUGAGACAUUCGAGGACCAAGCGCGUGUAGCGUACUAAAUUUUAAUCCUGGUCUCUAUUAUGAGUUUAUUUACAUACAUAGACAUCAAUGACUGGAAAACCUUCAUGAUCUUUUUGAUGAUCAAGAAAUAGCUGAUGAUUAUUAUCAUCAGUUCAAUUUUCAAUGAUUUACGAAAUUGUGUUUUUUACGAAAUCAACGUUUAUUUUUAAUUUUAGUCAUGUUUGCUUGAUUUUCUGUGGCAUAUGUAUUUUUUCACUGGAGUGUAUAUCAAUACUAAAUAUAGUUAAGGAAUGGUUUCGUUUUAACUUUUUAAUAAGUUUAAUAAAGGUUCAUAAUAUACAAGGUAGUCAAAUUCAAAUGGGCUAUGUUAAUACAAGUCAAUAGUGAUACAGUUAACAAAUAGUUUAUGAUUAAAAUGACAAUCAAUUGUCAUUGUACCAAUGGAUGAUGCCAAUAUAUGGCGACUAUGUAUGUCGAUAUUGUAUUAAUUGCAACGGUCUGGAUAGUAAUACCAUUCCUUCUUAGAUACAACUGGUUAAUAUCAUGCCUUGUAUGCAUUUGUUUACAUUUUUUAAAAAGUUUGUGUUUUAUGUUCGUUUGUUCUUUUGUUGUUUGUUUGUUUUGUUUGUUUUGUUUUAUUUGUUCUUUUUUUGUUUUUUUCUGUGUUUGCGUUAUAAUCGUUUCGUGUCAGUACAAUAUUCAUGUAUAUCAAUAGAUAAUAAUACUUAAUACCAAUAUAACUGUAUUUAUAUGUUUUAUUCAACGAAUUUUAUUCAAACUAUAUAUACAAACAAGAAAUGAUUGUAACAGGAUGCUGUUACGAAGUCUCCCAAACGAAACUCUCAUAAUUCGUCAUUCCUAGGGUCGCCUGACAUCACAAAGUCCAGUGAAAAUUGGUUUGGUCCAGUAAAAUUAUAUGCUUAAGUGAUGACUGGGGACAGACCCUGUAUAUCAUUCAAAUUUUUGUGACAUGACGAACAGGAAUAUAUAUGGUAUAGGGGUGGGGAUCUCGACCAUUUACAAGAUAUUUGAACUUUCUCAAAUAGCAGGGGGUGGGGGUGAUCCCUUGGGACUGACCCUAUAUAUCAUUCAAAUCUUCUUGACAUGACCAAUAUGAAUAUAUAUGGUUUAGGGGUGGGGAUCUCGACCAUUUACAAGAUAUUAGAUCAUUGGGGGACCCCUGGGGGACCCCUGGGAGACUGACCCUAUUAAUAAUUCGAAUCUUUGUGACAUGACGAACAGGAAUAUAUAUGGUUUAGGGGUGGGGAUAUCAACCAUUUACAAGAUAUUAGAACUUUCUCAAAUGGCAGGGGGUGGGGGUGAUCCCUGGGGACUGACCCUAUAUAUUAUUCAAAUCUUCUUGACAUGACGAAUAGGAUAUAUAUUUUUUAGGGGUGGGGAUCUCGACCAUUUACAAGAUAUUAGAUCAUUGGGGGUGGGGGGUCCCAUGGGGAUUGACCCUAUAUAUAAUUUGAUUCUUUGUGACAUGACGAACAGGAAUAUAUAUGGUUUAGGGGAGGGGAUCUCAACCAUUUACAAGAUAUUAGAAUGUUCUCAAAUGGCAGGGGGUGGGGUUGACCCCUGCGGAUUAAUACUUUAUUUCAUUUGAUGGACUGUAUCAUGACAAACAAGAAUAUAUACGGUUUAGGGGUGGGUAUUUCGACAACUUACAAGAUAUUAGAACUUUCUCAAAUGGCAUGUGGUAAGGCUGACCCCUGGGGACUUACCCUUCAUUUCAUUUAAUGUGCUUUAUCAUGACAAACCAGAAUAUAUAUGGUUUAGGGGUGGAGAUCUUGACCACUUACAAGAUAUUAUAACUUUGUCAAAUGGCGGGGGGUGGGGUGACCCCUGGGGACUAACCCUUUAUUUGAUUUGAUGUGCUUUAUCAUGUAGAACAUUUGCAAUUAUAAAGAUUGUGUCUAUCACUAACCGUUUUCAAGUUAUAAUCAUUUAAAGAUAAAAGAAAUUAAAAUCCCAUAGGGUUCUAUAGUAAACCCCUCCCUUCUUUUGGUCCCUCAAAGUACUUCUUUUCAGACCCAAAUGCACAAACGAAACCCUGAUUGCACCACUAGACAUGUUAGUCUAACAUAUUGUGAAACCUUAAGUAAAUUUGACUAGCGGUUUUGGAGAACGGGUGCGGACAAAUUCAUUUAAAAAAGUGGCGGAAGAGGAAGAGGGAAGAGGGAAGAGGGAAAAUUAUAAUCAUAACAAGAAGAACUGAGCAAAAACAAUAACUCUUCCCAAACUUCGUUUGGGAGACUUAAUAAAAGCAUAACACUGAUUUUUUUUUUGGAAUAAAAAAACAUGUGCUAGUUAUACAGUACUAUAGUAUUUGUCUUUGCAUAUAGAACAGUUUUGCUUCAGUUCACAAAUAUUUUUUAGGGGACAAUCGAAAGGCAUAUUCAACAGUUUAAUUGUUAAUGAACCUAUCUUUGUUUUUUCUUGGGAUAUAAUUGAAUGAACAGCUGAUUUUGACUUUGAACGCAGAAAGACUCAAUGUACUAUGUAUUCUAAAAGAGAUGAUCAAAAAUAAGCGUACAAUCCUUCCUGUUUUUCUUCGUUAGUUUGAUAAUUAAGUCACUAUUACAGACUAGCCUAAACUCGUGCUCUUGUGACUUAAUAGAUAUAAGAAGAUGUGGUAUGAGUGCCAAUGAGCCAACUCUCCAUCCAAAUAACAAUUUGUAAAAGUAAACAAUUUUAGGUCAAAUCACUGUCUUCAACACGGACCCUUGUCUCACACCGAACUGCAAGCUAUAAAAGGCUUAUACAAAGUGUGACUUGGAUGGAUAGUUGUCUCAUUGGCACUCAUACCACAUCUUCUUAUAUCUAUACACAUAUGAUAUUGAUAUUGUGGUAUUUCAAAUCUAUUUUGUUUUCUUCUUCAAAAGUGUCCUUUUCAAAACUAAUCACUAUUUGUUAAUUGUUAAUGUUUGGCUCAUUACGCAAUUUGUCAUAAAAUGACAAAAAAUCAGCCAUGUUUAGUGUUGGUUAAACUGGUAGAUAUGCCUUUAUAUUCAAAUAAUUUUGUCUAAUCAGUAGUAGCAUGAACCGUCGUUGUAGAUGGACCAGGUUCUUAAGAAUGUACUUAGAUGAAAUUGAGAAAAAUCUAGAAUUUAAAAUUGAUACAACAAGUCAGAAGAGCAUUAGUUAAGGAACAAAUAAAUUUUCACAUAUUGACAGGGUAUGGAACUUCUUGUUGAGAUAUUUGAUUUUAAAGAAAUGGCGGGAAAGGCUGACUGAUACUUUUACCUUAUAUUUAGCAUUGACAUCAAUUUGGUCUCAAAUGAUGAGAAAACAAAUCUAAAAUAUGCUUUAAUUUUGGUAAUGACUUUUUUAUUGAAGUCUUCUAUGAAUAGAAAAAUUGGUGAUAUGGGGCAAAAUAUUUUAAACUGUAUCGUAGUGAUAAGAAACAAUGAGUUCGAUCAUCUGACAAAAAUUCCUGAACCUGACUUGACUACAUCCUUAAUAAGCAAAAAUAAUGGUAACAGUUCGAUUUUUUUUUCUACUUUACUCUUGAUUGUUUAAAAUAAUUAGUUGAACUCAAAUCUUAGGUUUUAUUUGUUUAUACAAGUAUUAGCAUUGUAUUUUUAAUUUCGUAGCAUUGACAUUUGUACUAACAUAUAUAAUGAAAGACAAAUAAUGAAUAAAUUUAUAUGAACGAUA
Mytilus californianus (California mussel) is the source of this 10859-nucleotide messenger RNA. RefSeq names its product ankyrin-3-like. The coding region runs from base 157 to 3258 and encodes 1033 amino acids. The record is from RefSeq and is a predicted model, not a curated record. Gene Ontology annotation, molecular function: protein binding. The transcript has a single exon. Gene Ontology annotation, cellular component: cytoplasm; nucleus. Lineage: Eukaryota; Metazoa; Mollusca; Bivalvia; Mytilida; Mytilidae.